UGCUUCUUUACUAGUUCUUGAAAGUACCCCAGUUGGUGAAUUUAAGUGUUGUAAAAGGGGUACUAUCAAAAACCCAAUUUAGGCUACUGCAUGCUAUAUAAUUGGGGUUAGGAAUUUGUGCUUUUUAUUGGCAUUUUUUGCUUAACAUAUUUCAGAAUAUAUGAAAAGUCUUGUUGGAGUCUAUUCUUUUUCUUGAUACUUGUGGGGCUUUGAGUUUUUUUUGAUUCUAAGCUUCAGCUGAGACAAUUGGUGCACGAAUUGAGUUCAGAACAAUAUUUGUGGAUCCUCUCCCUCUCUGCUGCCUUUGUAUUUUCUUGAAAAUGGGUACUAAGGAAACUGGUUCCUUCAAUUGCCCUUCUACUGGGAUGGAUAGAGCAGAUUCAAUGCCUAAUGUUGACCCUUUUAGUGGUUCUGGCUGGGAUCCACUUCUUUCACUGAAUCAGAAGGGAGGAUUUAAAGGAUCUUCAGUUGUUGGUCACAAUGAGUUUGUCAAUUUGCCUUAUCCAUCAUCUCAUUUUAUUCAUUAUCCAUCUGAUUCAAAUCUAGCUGAAAUGGUCCCAAAGAUUGCAGCUUUUGGAAAUGAAAGUUACUCAGAAUUGGUCAAUAAUUUUCCUUUACAAGAACAGCUAAGAGGGGCAAAUUGUUAUGCGAACCAUGUCAAGAACAGAGGGAUUUCCACUGAAGGAGAGUGCCAAAUUUCUGGUGAAGGUGCUGUGGAAGUUUCACCAAAUGGGAAGAGGAAAAUAUCAGAAAAUCAUUCUUUAUCCAAUGCCAACAAGAAUGCUGAAGGAGAGCUGCAGAGGGCUCCAUCAAGGGAUAGUUCAGACUGUUCGAAAGAACAAGAUGGUGGAAAAAGACACAAAACAGACCAGAAUGUUAGUGAUAAUUUAAGGAGCAAGCAAGCAGGUAAACAAGUUAAGGAUGAUUCUGAUGGUGGGGAACCUCCAAAGGAUAAUUAUGUUCAUAUUAGGGCUAAAAGAGGGCAAGCCACAAACAGCCACAGCCUUGCUGAAAGGGUGAGGAGAGAAAGGAUCAGUGAGAGGAUGAGAUUGCUUCAAGAACUAGUUCCAGGCUGCAACAAGAUAACUGGAAAAGCUGUGAUGCUUGAUGAGAUUAUCAACUACGUGCAAUCGCUGCAACAGCAAGUUGAGUUCCUGUCAAUGAAACUUGCUACUGUAAAUCCGGAACUGAACUUUGAUAUUGAUCGUAUUUUGUCAAAAGAGAUGCUCCAUCAGCAAACUAGCAAUGCAGCUCUUCUUGGUCUUGGUCCAGGUCUAAGCUCCUCUCUUCCUUUUCCUGGAAUUUCACAUGGAAGUUUUCCUGGUAUCCCCACAACGACACCACCCUUCCACCCCUUGCCCCAGAAUGUAUGGGAUAAUGAGCUCCAAAGCCUUCUUCAAAUGGGAUUUGAUUCAACUUCAUCUAUGAACAAUAUGGGACCAAAUGGACGGUCAAAGUUGGAUCUGUAGAUUCUUUUUGGGACAGAUGUUUGUGAUGUUUUACUCUGAUCAGAAGAUUCAAUUUACCCCAAUUGACUGCAAAAUCUGUUUUGCAUAUUUGGACAGAAGAUAUAGUGAAAAUUUACUUUACUUUUUUUCUGGAGUUGUAUAGGAUAUUGGCUCCUAACUCAUUUUGUGUUCUUCGAGUUUUAGCAGAAGAGAUUAUGUUAGAUUGGUAAGAAAUGACUGUACAUUGAAAACAAGAAACAUCAUUUGGGGUAAGAUGUCUUGUUUCAAUUAUGUUUGUGCAAGUGUAAGAAUUUGUUUUUAAGUUUUAUGAGGAUUUUUGAGAGAAAAAACAUUGGUAAUUUUCUUGUAAAGUGUUGUGAUAUCGGAAAUGAUCAUCAAUAUAGUAGUGUUUUCUUUUUCUUA
Molecule: messenger RNA, 1871 nt
Organism: Solanum dulcamara
Lineage: Eukaryota; Viridiplantae; Streptophyta; Magnoliopsida; Solanales; Solanaceae
Product: transcription factor bHLH74-like
Exons: 9
Coding region: 321-1469 (382 amino acids)
Biological process (GO): regulation of DNA-templated transcription
Cellular component (GO): nucleus
Molecular function (GO): DNA-binding transcription factor activity; protein dimerization activity
Source: RefSeq, a predicted model, not a curated record